GCUGGAUCUGGGCUGUGCUGGUGAACGUUCUUUAAACCGGAAACCACGUGGUACAGACAGAUCCACAUAGACGCCACAGCUGGCAUGAACACACAUUACAUUAUAUAAUUUACUAUCAAAUAUAGACGCACAUUAUCAGACAACAUGCCCGAGAAUGCCACAUUUAAAAUAAAUUCACAGUUUGCGCAAAGAUAUGACAAGUAUCGCCAGAAAGAAGAGCUACAGAAGCUGAAGGACCGUUUCGGAAACGGAGAUGAAGACAGCGAAUCCUCCUCAGAAUCCAGCUCUGACGACAGUGAAAUGGAACUGGACCCAGAGUUGGAGAGGGACUUCUAUAGAACGUUAUCACUGCUAAAAAAGAAAGACCCAAAAAUCUAUGAGAAAGAUGUAAAGUUUUACUCCGAGGUUCAAUCCACCAGUGACGAAAAGCCCUCAACCUCAAAGAAAGCGGUGAAGCCCAUGUAUUUAAAAGACUAUGAGCGCAAAGUCAUUCUGGAGAGAGAGGGCAAAUUUGAAGAUGAUGAUGAAAGUGACGAGGAGGAAGCUGCUAAGAGGAAUGAGAGAGCAGCUUCUCCAAGCUACAUUCAAGAACAAAAGGAGUUAAAGGAAAGCUUUCGCAAGUUCAUCCAGGACAGUGAUAAUGAGGAGGAGGCUGUUAAAAAUGAGGUCUCACAGCUGCUGACCAGGAGGAUCAAAACACAAGAGGAAAAGGAUAAAGAAGAGGCGGACUAUGUGGAGUGGCUGAAAGGCCAAGCUGAGCUCGACGACCAAGAGGAGAUGACGGAUAUGAAAUAUUUGCGAGACUACUGGAAUGACCCUGAACUGGAUGAGAAGGAGCGUUUCCUCCGAGACUAUGUUCUGAACAAGGGUUAUCGAGAAGAAGAUGAAGAUGUGGACCGGAUUCCCACAUAUGAUGAACUGGUCCAGGACGAGGUGGAGGACUCUGAGGAGGAGGGGGAGAGCUUUCUUGAGCGACAGGAAGACUUUGAGAGGAGUUACAACUUUCGUUUUGAAGAGCCUGAUUCUCAAGAGAUCAGAACAUAUCCACGCAACAUCGUCACAUCAGUGCGCUCAAAAGAUGACAGCAGAAAACGCAAGCGAGAGGAGGUUAAGGAGCGCAAGAAGAAGGAAAAAGAGCAGAAGCAAGAACAGCUGAAGCAGUUGAAGAACCUGAAGCGUUCUGAGAUAAUGGAGAAGCUGAAGAGGCUACAGGAACUGACGGGAAACGAGCAGCUGGCCUUCAGUCUGGACGACCUGGAUGGAGACUUCGACCCUCAAAAACAUGACCAGCUCAUGCAGAAAGUGUUCGGAGAUGAAUACUAUGGAGGAGAGGAAGAUGAGAAACCUCAGUUUGAUGAUGAUGAAGAGAUUGAGGAGCAUUGGAACUGGGAUUCAUGGAGCGGAGGGGGAAGAGAGGAUGAAGAGCAUGAAGACUAUGGUGAAGAGGGGCAGUACGAGCCGCACUGUGAUGACGAGGGCUUUGUUAUGGAUGCAGACUAUGACCCAAGCCAGCACAUAUCCAAAAAGCAGAAGAAAAAGGAGAGGCAGAAGCUGAAGAGGGAGGACAUGCCACAGAUGGGCAAGAAGAAAAAGAAAUCUCACUUUGCAGAAGUCAUCACCAAAAGCAAGCCAGUGUUUGACCCCAAGGUGAAGACCUUUGAACAGUACUUGGAUGAGUAUUAUAAGCUGGACUAUGAAGAUAUUAUUGAUGACCUCCCAUGCAGGUUUCGAUACAGGAAUGUGGUGGCAAAUGACUUUGGCCUGACCACCGAUGAGAUUUUAAAUGCUAAUGACAAGGAGCUGAACCAGUGGUGUUCUCUGAAGAAGACCUGCAUGUUUAGGUCUGAAAGAGAAGAGCUGUGUGAUUUGAAGAACUACAACAUAAAAGCUCGAAAUGAAAAGAAGAAAAGGGAGAUUCUCAGUUCAAUAUAUUCACAAGAGGAGCAAGAAAUGGCUGAGGCUAAAGGUAAAAUGGGCAAGAAACGUAGAGACCGCUCCAAGAACACUGAGAAACGAGACAGAACUGAAGUGCAGGAAGUAGAUGCAGACAGAGCUGCAUCUACUUCCUGCACCUUAAACAUAACUGCAGAGGAAGAGGAGCCUGAGGAGGUCCUGAUACCCAAGAAGAAGAAGAGACACACAGAGACUAAAGGGAAAGUCCCAGAAGAGGCAGGGGAGGAGGUGAAACCAAAACCCAAGGACAGAUCAAAAUGGGUCAAGAAGAAGCCCAGACGUCUAUCGCUCUUAUCUGCGUCUGGGCUUAAGAUCGGAGGGAGAGAGUUCAGCCGACAAAGACUGAAGUCCUAUGGGCUCAACCCCAAGAGACUGUACUUCAGACAGCUGGGUCGCCAGAGACGCAAGGAGCAGCAAAAAAAGGAAAAGCGGCAAAAGAAAGACUCAUGAUCAGUGUU
Molecule: messenger RNA, 2411 nt
Organism: Periophthalmus magnuspinnatus
Lineage: Eukaryota; Metazoa; Chordata; Actinopteri; Gobiiformes; Gobiidae
Gene: kri1
Product: KRI1 homolog
Exons: 18
Coding region: 145-2403 (752 amino acids)
Biological process (GO): endonucleolytic cleavage in ITS1 to separate SSU-rRNA from 5.8S rRNA and LSU-rRNA from tricistronic rRNA transcript (SSU-rRNA, 5.8S rRNA, LSU-rRNA)
Cellular component (GO): 90S preribosome; nucleolus
Source: RefSeq, a predicted model, not a curated record